Molecule: messenger RNA, 1092 nt
Organism: Didymella exigua CBS 183.55
Lineage: Eukaryota; Fungi; Ascomycota; Dothideomycetes; Pleosporales; Didymellaceae
Product: glycoside hydrolase family 105 protein
Exons: 1
Coding region: 1-1092 (363 amino acids)
Biological process (GO): carbohydrate metabolic process
Source: RefSeq, a predicted model, not a curated record
AUGGCGCGCUCCAUCAUGUCCCGACGCCAGGGAAUCUACACGUCGAGCAGCGACGCGUCCGGAGCGCUGCAGGCCGGGCUCGUGCAAAAGACCUUUUCCGCGCUGAUGGCGCAGUACCCGAACCACACUCUCGCACCCGCGCUGUCGUGCUACACGACGGCGUCGGCAGACUCGCUGCUUCCGCUGUGGGCCAACACGACGACGGCGCUCAAGUUCUCCCUGGACCGGCUGAGCGCGGGAAACGCGCUGGUGGGUCUGUCCGCGCAGACGGGCGAGGACAGGUACCAGCGAGCGGGGGAGGUGCUGCGCGCCAGCAUCGACGCAAACUCGCGCAGCUCCGAGGGCGGGCUGUGGUACUACGUGUACCCGAACUGGUCGUAUCUGGACGGCAUGUUUUCCUUUGGCCCGUUCUGGGCGCUCUGGACAGCGACGCAUGACGCGCGGAAUGCCACGGCGUGGGCGGAGCUCAAGAGCCAGUUUGGGCUGCUUGCGCGGCGCUGUCAAGUCGAGGGCUCCGACCUCCUGGUCCACGGGUACGACGACUCGCGCACGGCGGUGUGGGCGAACAACUCGCGCGGGCAGAGUCCGCACGUCUGGGGCCGCAGCCUGGGGUGGUACGUGCUGGGGCUGCUGGAGACGAUUUCGGAGCUCGACCGUGCCAGCGCGGGCGGCGCUCUCCGGGACGACUUUGUGGCCGAGUUCCAGCGCAGAAUGGGCGCGGUUGUCGACGCCGUCGACGCGGCGACGGGCGCGUGGUGGCAGCUCCUCGACGCGCCGGGCAGACAGGGCAACUACGUGGAGAGCAGCGCGAGCGCCAUGUUCACGUGGGCGCUGCUGCGGGGGGCGCGGGAGGGUCAUCUCAACGCGACGCACGUCGACGUGGGCCGGCGCGCAUACGCCCACCUAAAGGAUACGUUUGUGGUGCACAGUGGCAAUGGCACGCUGGGCUGGAACGGCACGGUGAGCGUGUGCAGUCUCAACUCGACGGCGAGCUUCGAGUACUACACGACCAGGCCGAUACUGUACAACAGCGUGCUGGGCAGUGCGGCGUUUGUGGGGGCGAGCCUGGAGGUGGAGCGGCUGGGGUGUUGA